AUGUUGGAGAAGAAUUUCCAGAUGAAGGUUCACCCGGAGAUCGUUCGUAGAGCACUCCGCAUUGCGGGCUUGGGGGCUAUCGAGAAGGAAAAAAAGCCUUUGCUUAGUGACGCUGAUGUCAAGAAGAGACUUGCGUGGUGUAAACAGCACAAGGACUGGACUGUUGACGACUGGAAACGUGUUAUUUGGACAGACGAGACCAAAAUUAACCGUUUUAACUCAGAUGGGCGACAGUGGGCCUGGAUUCGAUCUGGUGAACAGCUUCAAAACCACCAUGUCAAGCUCAUGAUGGUAAAACACGGUGGUGGCAGUAUCAUGCUUUGGAGUGCCAUUACGUAUGCUGGCGUUGGCUGGAUGUGCAAGAUAAAUAGUAAUAUGGAUAAGGCACUCUACAAAGAAAUUCUGCAAGACGAAUUGGAAGAGACUACCACUUUUUCCAUCGAGAAAUUGGGCUUCAGCCGUGAACAAGUGAUAUUUCAGCAAGACAAUGAUCCCAAACACGCCUCAAAUUUGGUCAAGGAUUACCUUCAGGAACAGUCAUACCAGGUCAUGGAGUGGCCCCUACAAUCUCCAGACUUGAAUCCUAUCGAAAACAUGUGGGCUUUGUUGAAAAGGCGUCUCAAUGCGUAUGAUACCGCAACCAAGGGUAUGAAUAAAUUAUAUGAGCGAGUAACUGAGAUUUGGUAUGACCAAAUGAAGCCGGAGGAGUGCCGAAAGGUUAUAGAAAGUAUGCCUCGACGUAUUGCGGCCGUUAUCAAAGCAAAAAGAAAAUGGACAAAGUAUUAA
Mucor velutinosus is the source of this 786-nucleotide messenger RNA. RefSeq lists its product as uncharacterized. NCBI's taxonomy places the organism in Eukaryota, Fungi, Mucoromycota, Mucoromycetes, Mucorales, Mucoraceae. The record is from RefSeq and is a predicted model, not a curated record. The transcript has a single exon. Gene Ontology annotation, biological process: DNA transposition; DNA integration. Gene Ontology annotation, molecular function: DNA binding. Bases 1 to 786 code for a protein of 261 amino acids.